UAAUGGCUGCGCAGUUGUUUGGCGGAGCGAGUCGUUUUCACUGUUUCUGGUGAAGUUGCCGUCGUUGCCGUCGCUUGUUUGUACGCAAUGGACACGAGUUCUCACAAAGCAGCGUGGUCAGAGGAAGAAACCAAGACGCUCAUACGGCUCUGGGAAGAGCACCUUAGCGACCUACGCCGCGCAAAGCGCAACAUAAAUGUUUACGACGCCAUGCGGCAAAAGAUGCAAGAGUUGGGCUUUAAGAAGACGACAAAGGAGAUUAAGAAGAAAAUGGAAAACCUCGGCAACAAAUACAGACUCAUAAAGCGUAAGGAUACAGGAACAGGGUCAGGGGCCAUAGCCUGGCCUUAUUAUUGGGACCUGCACCGGUUCCUCGCUUCACUGCCGUUGCACGACGACAGCCUUGCGCAGGAGAGCACCUGCACUGAAGCUUCUUCCCAUGCACAAGAGAUCCUAAACGGCAUUGUGUGUUGUGAAGUAGAUGAGCCUGACAAUGCCGUUGAUGAAUGGUCGACACCGCUUAGCAUGGCAACGCCAUCACCGAGUGGUUCACCAGGAGUAUGCACCUCACUGCCAUCUACCCCCUCCCUGGCAUGGCCCACCCCCAGCGGCGAAAAUGAAUUCCAUCACCAGCAGGAGACAAAAGCUGCUAAGCGAAAGCGGCAGCCAGCCACGAAUACACUACUGACGCAGCUUCUGCAGGAGCAGCACCAGCUUCACCUUUCACUUGAGUCAAGGCGAGACCGGGAAAUCAAACUGAAGGAAGAGGAACUGAAGCUUUUGCAGCAGUUUUCUAAAACUGACGAUAAACUACUCACCAUUUUAAGUGACAUGGCAAAGAAAUAAAUGCCGUGUGAAGCCAUGGUGGA
Dermacentor silvarum is the source of this 869-nucleotide messenger RNA. RefSeq lists its product as uncharacterized. Gene Ontology annotation, biological process: positive regulation of DNA-templated transcription. The record is from RefSeq and is a predicted model, not a curated record. NCBI's taxonomy places the organism in Eukaryota, Metazoa, Arthropoda, Arachnida, Ixodida, Ixodidae. Gene Ontology annotation, cellular component: nuclear body. Bases 88 to 846 code for a protein of 252 amino acids. The transcript has 3 exons.